GAGUAAGAAGAUACAACACAUCUUAUCUCAGAUUCAGUUUGAUGGAUAAGUUUAAUCUUAGUUUUGAUACAAUAAGAAUGUUAUGUUGCAAGUUUCUUAUAAUUUACUAUUAAAAACAGUUUAUUUUCCUUACACUCCACAUGCUAAUCAAGAUUGUUUACCAUUAGUUUCACGUUAUAUCUUAUCUACAUACUGUUUAUGUAAUCGAAUUGUGGAACAGACCAUGAUUAAACAUGUUUAUUGUUUCGUCAUCAGCAGUAAACUGUAUAUGAAAUUAUGAAGAAGGUUUCAGUAUGUUUCAAGCUGUUAAACCACCUUCAUGUUCUGUAUUAAUAACGUGUCAUCAUGCAUCGGUUUGGCAGAUUAAAGUCCCUCUUUGAAUGUUACAGCAGCUACCUAACCGCAUGCCCAGACUGUCAAUUUUCAAGUAGCACAGGACAGAAUAGAAGAAUCGACAAGGUACUUAUUGCUAACAGGGGAGAGAUAGCAUGUCGUAUAUCGAGAACAGCAAGAAAGCUUGGUGUGAAAACAGUGGCAGUGUACAGUGAUGCAGACCGAGACUCUAUGCAUGUUGAUUUGGCUGAUGAAGCUUAUUGCAUAGGUCCUGCAGCUUCUAGUCAAAGUUAUUUAAGACAGGACAAGAUCAUAGCUACUGCCAAGAAAUCACAUUGUCAAGCAGUACAUCCAGGCUAUGGAUUUUUAUCAGAGAAUACAGAGUUCGCAGAACUCUGUCAGAAAGAAAAUAUCAUAUUCAUUGGUCCACCGGCUUCUGCAAUCAGGGAUAUGGGAAUUAAAAGUACAUCUAAAGCCAUCAUGGCCAAAGCUGGAGUUCCUAUUAUUGAAGGGUAUCAUGAAGAGGAUCAGUCAGAUAUAACGUUAUUGGCAGAAGCUAAGAAAAUCGGUUUCCCACUGAUGAUAAAAGCGGUACGUGGAGGUGGUGGUAAAGGUAUGAGAAUCGCACUUAAAGAGAGCGAUUUUACAGAGGCAUUGGAAUCUGCCCGUACCGAAUCUCAAAAAGCAUUUGGCGACUCAGCUGUACUCCUAGAGAAGUUUGUCGCCGAGCCAAGACACGUGGAAGUGCAAGUAUUUGCAGAUCAUUAUGGAAAUGCUGUUCACUUAUUUGAAAGGGAUUGUUCAGUUCAAAGAAGACAUCAGAAAGUUAUCGAAGAAGCUCCAGCACCAGGAAUCUCGGCAGAAUUGCGUGCAGAAUUGGGCGCGGCGGCUGUGCGUGCCGCUAAAGCUGUAGGAUAUGUGGGGGCUGGUACCGUAGAAUUUAUUAUGGAUCGAAAUACCCAUAGUUUCCAUUUUAUGGAGAUGAAUACCCGUCUGCAGGUUGAACAUCCCGUCACUGAAGCAAUUACAGGAACAGAUCUUGUUGAAUGGCAACUCAAAGUAGCAGCUGGUGAAAAACUUCCUCUUACGCAGGAAGAGAUUCAACUGAAAGGACAUGCUUUCGAGGCUAGAAUAUAUGCAGAGGAUCCGAGAGGUGGAUUUUUACCUGGAGCUGGUCCACUUUUGUACUUAAGAACACCUGAGACAUCAGAAAAUGUCAGGGUUGAAACUGGCGUGCGACAAGGUGAUGAAGUAUCUGUACAUUAUGACCCUAUGAUAGCAAAACUAGUUGUUUGGGGUAAAAACAGAGAAGAGGCUCUAAGUAUACUAAGAGGCAAAUUAUCAGAGUAUGAUAUUGUUGGUGUCGAGACAAACGUGGAAUUUAUAAAGGAUCUAUCUGCCCAUCCAAAGUUUCAAAAUGGGGAAGUGCAUACUGGGUUUAUUGAAGAAAAUUUUGAUUCUCUUUUUCGCAAGCUACAAGUACCUAAGUUAGUUUUAGCACAAGGAGCACUUGCCUUAAUACUACUUCAAGAGUAUAAGUCUCUCAAGGCAGCAAUUACAACGCAAAUUCCCUUCAAUCCUUUUACCACAGAAGUGGGAUUAAGGCUGAAUCAUAUUUUGAAUCGAAGAUUCAAAUUCAAUGUAUUAGAUAAUGACGUUGUGGUUGACGUCAAAUAUACUGAGCCAGAAGUAUAUUCAAUUAGGGUGGAUAAUCUUGGACCUUGGAGAAAAGUUACAGGAAUUCUGAUAAAUAGCGAUAAGGGUUUUGAAAUUAAUUCAGAGAUUGAUGGAAUUAAGUCUAAAGUGCGAAUAGUAAAGUUGAAAGAUGAGCUUUAUAUAUUUACCAAUGAUCGCAAGUGGCAAUUAAAAAUUGCACAAGCAAAAUUCAUAAGUCUACUUUCUAAAGAAAAGAAUGUUUCUGCUGGUGCAGCAAUUAGUCCUAUGCCAGGAGUAGUGGACAAAGUGCUUAUUAAAAAAGGAGAUGUUGUCAGUAAAGGUGAUCCAUUAAUCGUUAUUGUUGCCAUGAAGAUGGAGCACAUAAUAAAAGCAUCUGCUGAUGGCACAAUCGAUGAAGUCCUCUGUGCUGUUGGUGACAACGUUGCGAAAAACAAACUGCUAGUGCAGUUAAAAGAGUCCCCGUAACAAGUACAAAAAUCUUUUGCUAAAUGACCACAGGCCGCACUAUACAGAGUAUAUUGUUAUUUUUGUAUCUCAUAUAAAAUAAAAUGUAAUUUUGUUUAAAAAAA
Molecule: messenger RNA, 2579 nt
Organism: Cephus cinctus (wheat stem sawfly)
Lineage: Eukaryota; Metazoa; Arthropoda; Insecta; Hymenoptera; Cephidae
Gene: Mccc1
Product: methylcrotonoyl-CoA carboxylase subunit alpha, mitochondrial
Exons: 9
Coding region: 346-2475 (709 amino acids)
Cellular component (GO): mitochondrion
Molecular function (GO): ATP binding; methylcrotonoyl-CoA carboxylase activity; metal ion binding
Source: RefSeq, a predicted model, not a curated record